AUGAAGCAUCUGGAAACGGUGCGCGCGGCUCUGGCCGAGGACUGCAAAACGCUGGUGACUGACCGUAUGGCCAUCAUCGAUGGCCUGCAACGGGACUACCACAGCGGCGCCUACCUGGCCAAGGAGGGUCUCAAGAACCCGCCUCAAAGCAACAAGGAUGCAAAGCGCCCUUCCACUGCGUCAUCCUCAUCGCGGCGCAAGCGCGCGCAUCGCGCCGAGCCCCAGCAAACUCAAGACGAGGAUGAAGAAGAGGCGGGCACCGACACCACCAGUGGUGGUGCGCGUCAGAGCAAGUCCCGUGAUAACUCAAAGCGCGGGAAAAGUCGUCAAGCAGCUCGUCGGGCUCAGGAGAACCUUUCGGUUGACAACGACGAUAUCGACGCCGUCAUUUACCAAGAGGAACAGACUGACACCAAAAAGCGCGGCGCGCAGGACGCCGAGGAAGAGGAAGGUGAUAAGUACUGCAUUGAAGGUUGCACGGGCACCGGCGAAAUGGUUGGGUGUGACAACCCGGAUUGCCCCGGGCAAUGGUUUCACUACACCUGCGUCGGCCUCACGGGGCCCCCAGAUACCAAGAAAUGGUAUGUCUCUCAAAUUCCGAGCUCCAAGCCAAAAGGCCAGAAGGACGGAGAUUAG
Monosiga brevicollis MX1 is the source of this 636-nucleotide messenger RNA. RefSeq lists its product as uncharacterized. NCBI's taxonomy places the organism in Eukaryota, Choanoflagellata, Craspedida, Salpingoecidae. Gene Ontology annotation, biological process: regulation of DNA-templated transcription. The transcript has 2 exons. The record is from RefSeq and is a predicted model, not a curated record. Bases 1 to 636 code for a protein of 211 amino acids.